Molecule: messenger RNA, 1344 nt
Organism: Amphiprion ocellaris (clown anemonefish)
Lineage: Eukaryota; Metazoa; Chordata; Actinopteri; Pomacentridae
Product: RING finger protein 222
Exons: 1
Coding region: 177-812 (211 amino acids)
Source: RefSeq, a predicted model, not a curated record
CAAGUCACUGCAGCCUCAGGUGGCAGGCCCUGUUUUACCAGGCGUCGCUCUCGCCUCCACCCACAGUCAAACGCCAAGAAAGUUAUGUGUCGAGGAAAAAAAGAAGUCGGAGAGGACGUUGGUCUACAAUUACCUGGAGUCCAUUUUUAAAAACUUUCAAUUUUGCAAAAUUCUACAUGGCACUUUACAAAGAAGACAGUCAGGAGGACGCGCUAGAAUGCCCAGUGUGCUAUGAGAGUCUCUCUGGCACUGAGCGCACUUUGAGCUGCGGUCAUGUAUUCUGCCACGACUGCCUGGUCAAAACGCUGGUCAGCAUCAACAGCGAUGGAAACAUCCGAGACACGAUCGUUUGCCCCAUCUGCAGACAUCUUACAUUCAUCAAGAGACAAAAGGAAGCGCUGGUGUCGCUCGCAGCGGACAAGGAUCUGCAUGAAGGGCAAACUCUGGAGGUACCUCUUCCUCUGCCACUGGGGCAGCUCCAGAGCGCACGGCGCGCCUCCAUGGAGAGCGCACUGAGUGGAGUAAACUGGGUUGCUCGCGUUGCUCGCUGCUGCAGGGGCAUCUCUCAGCGAGUCCGCCGACAGAGGUUAAUCAGCCCCGGCCAUAAUGCAUCUCAGAUCUUCAUCAUAAGCGCUCAGGGGCGACCUAUGGCUGAAGAAGAUGCGCUUAGUGUUGUGAUGACUGUGGUUCAGCCCCAGCGCAGGCGAAGACGCAGGAUUUGUACAACAGCACGAUGCUUGCUCGUCUUGCUCUCGGCAUUUACUGUCCUGGCACUGGUGGCAGCAACUUUACCGUGGAUUUUGUUGGCGUAGCACCUUGAUAAAGAUGUCUGAAUUUAAGUGCCAGUAAGGACAUGAUCAAGUGACAUUUAAAGACAGAGAGAAGUCCGCGUAAUGUUACCCAUCAGCUAAGGAAAAUGUGUGAAGUAGUUUAUUAGUCUGACUGAAAAAUUACAAGUGCAAUCGUUCCAAUGAAAAUGUACAAUUCAGUAAAUACAUGAAGAUCUACUUUAGUUUUUAAAGAUGUGAUCAGGUGUCGUUUCUUUCCUUGAUUCUGUGGCAAAGUGAGGGAGUUUAUACGCAUGCCCUUGUCCUUUUAUGAGUAUUACCAAGCAACAGUGUAAAGCAAAGGUUAGGAAAGCCGUGACAGCACUCUUUUGUUUUGCAUUCCUGUCUUUGACAUGUUCGACCUGUUUUAUGAGAAGCACGCUUGUGGAAAAAAAUUAACCAAUUUCAACAUAUACAGAAGUUGUUGAAUACAAUGAAGGUGUAAAUUAUAUAGUCAUAAUUUAACAAUUAAAACCAUUUGUUAGGAAUUCAAUAAAAGCUGUCUAACCCAACUUAA